This is a messenger RNA of Seriola dumerili (greater amberjack), 1753 nucleotides long. It is a transcript of the gene slc25a43, whose product is annotated as solute carrier family 25 member 43. Gene Ontology annotation, biological process: transmembrane transport. Bases 182 to 1216 code for a protein of 344 amino acids. The transcript has 5 exons. NCBI's taxonomy places the organism in Eukaryota, Metazoa, Chordata, Actinopteri, Carangiformes, Carangidae. The record is from RefSeq and is a predicted model, not a curated record.
CACUGCUCCAUGUGACGUGGUUUGUCACAUAAUACCGCUGGCGAGGACAGGAGAAGGAUACCGCUUCGCUCUCUAUAUUUAGAUGUCUAAUCUGUGUAAACAAACAAACCUUUCCUGUCCCUCGAAAAAAAUUGAAAAUAAUCGCAGGAAGCGCACAUCUCCGGCUAAAGGCUGAACAGUGAUGGCCUCAGUUCAAAAGGACAACAGACUCACCGGUUCUCAAAGCUUUAUGUGCGUCGGUUUCGCCGGGUUUUUCAGUAAAACUGUCACGUCGCCUCUGGAGGUGGUAAAAAUUAAAAGUCAGGUGGGCACCUUUCACUGUAAGAGGGGUUUCUGCCAAAGUUUCCUUCUCAUCUACCAGAAUGAGGGACUUCGAGGAUUUUGGAAAGGAAAUCUCGCCUCUUGUCUCCGGUUGUUCCCCUACACGGCAGUUCAUCUCACAACGUACAAAAAGAUAGUCCACCUUCAUAUGGAUGAGCUGGGCUUCAUCUCUCAGUGGAGGGCCAUAUUUGCUGGUGGACUGGCUGGCAUUGCUGCUGCUCUGACCACGUACCCACUGGAGGUGGUGGAGACCAGGCUCAUCGCUCAGAACUGCAGACAGCCCACGUACAUCGGCGUAAUUCACACUCUCUCAAAGAUCUACAGGAGUGAAGGGCUUCUAGCUCUCUAUAGGGGCUUCUCCCUCACUGUCUUAGGUGCAUUUCCCUUCUCUGUGGGAUGCUAUGCAGUCUACAUGAACUUGGACAAGCUCUGGCAGGAGCCUCCAUUUCGCUUCACUCCCCUCCAGAACUUCAUUAGUGGCUGUCUUGCAGCAGGAGUAUCUCAAACCCUCUCAUACCCUUUUGAAACAGUAAAAAGGAAGAUGCAGGCGCAGAGUGCCCGUCUUCCCCAUUGUGGUGGCGUUGACGUCCAUUUCAGUGGGAUGAUUGACUGUUUCAUACAGGUUGUCAGAAACAAAGGCAUCCUCUCAUUGUGGACUGGCCUCACUGCCAACACAAUAAAGAUUGUGCCCUGCUUCGGCCUUCUUUUUACCUGCUUUGAGAUGUGUAAGCAAGUUUGCCUUUACCGCAACGGGUACAUCAUCUCGCCUCUGAGCUACAAGCUUGCGCCGGGGGUCGACCAGAGCCUCGGGCCGUACGAGCUGCAAGAGGUGAAGCGCUACUUGAAAAACAGGAACUUUGGCUCAGGGGAGUCGUCUUUUGGAAACCGUUGGUGAAACUUCACAUGAGAAGAUAUGUUGUGAGAACUACUGACUGCUGACCACACUUGACCAUCAAGGCUUUUGUCUGUAAUAAUUACAUAACAUUGUGUUUCAGGUUUCAUGUUCAUAAAAGCAAAUAACAUACAUUUACAUUACAGUAUGUCCUGUUGGCAACGGUCUACCUCUUUCAGAACAUUGUUAUCUGUCAUUUUAUCUGGCAGUAUUAUUUGUCAAUGAAUUAUUCACUCACCCACUAUGUUUUUAACUUAAUAUUAUGUGCCUUGUGAGUUCAUUAUUUAUUUUAGGGCUUAUUCCAGUUAUUGUCCCAUCAACUUCAAAUAGUGCCAUAGUUUAUUCACAUAGGUUACAAAUGCUCCUCUACUCUAUAAAUUAAUUGAGCAUUAUGACCAUAUGCUAUGUUGUAUAAUAGGGCUGCCUGUGUGAUAGAUUAUAUUUUUACUGUACGAUGAAUGAUAAAUUUUGAUAAGUGUUUGUAGUUUAUGGACAAUCAUGUACAAGUGCUAACAUGGAUUGUGACAGAAGAAAUGUGCU